AUGAUUAAUUUUUAUAUUUGGACAGCCAGCAUCAUAUUAAUUGGAUUUAUUAGACCUACAAUCCAGUGUGAUUCAAAUACAUUGCAAGGAUGUCUUCUUGAUGACACUACUGAGACAACCAAGAUGUCACUAUUAGAUUAUUCUGCUUAUGGAUAUGGCUUUUGGUUCUAAUAUUUAUCUACACAGACUACAUUACAUAAGAGCAAAACUACAUUCCCUAAAAUUGAAGGGCUUUUAAUAUUAGGGGAGAUAAAUCCUGAUAAUUUUAAAUAUAGGGUAUUUUUUUAUUAAGAUUGGACAAACAACAAUGCUAAUUAGGAAAAAUAUUUAUAUUUAUAAUAUGAAUCAGAUGGUUAAAUGAUCUAAUUAGCAAAAUUCGUAUUUGACGCAUUCGAUUUUGAUGGCAAGUGGAUUCAUAUUUAUGUUUCAUAUUAAUUUCCUUAUUAAAGAUAAAUAAUUCUCUAUGAUAUUUGGAAUGAUAAUUGCUAACUCAUAAACUAUAAAUCAAGUGCUAAUUUAGAAUUAAAGGAGACAAUAAUUACUCAAGGAGGAGAAUUAAAAUUAUAAUUAAAUUAAAAUGAUGAAGUAAAACAAUAUGCUUAUUAUCCUGGCAGAAUUACGAAACUAUUGUUUAACUUAAAUAAAAAUAAUGUAAUUUUUAACACAGCUCCAGAAUUUAAAGUAUUUGUUGAAUAAUAAUUUAUCCCAUAACCAUUUUGUUAAACUUCAACUUAUGAUUAGACAUUAAUAUCAAGUUACAUAUAUUAAUUUGGAUUGAUUUAGCUUGAAUCUUGGAUUAAGGUUGAUUAUAAUUUAAAUUUAAAUUAUUCAGCUAGCGUUUUUGGAGUUGAAAUACUAUUUCUGCCUUAUGUUAACGUCUAUUAAAAAUUAGUCGAUUUAUAAUACUGUCUUCUUUAAGCAUGGCUAGAUAAUUUAGCUAAUGGAGUGUAUUUCUAAACUUAUAAUUAAAAAGAUCCAGAUUUUUCUGAAAAUACUGCUUAAUUUUUGGGUUAAGCUGAUGUUGCUUUCCAUACUUUAACAUAAGAUUUAAGAUAAUGGCAUUAUGUUUCUAUUAUGUACGGUUUUGAUAAAGCAGAAGUGCCUGUUUCAAAUUUGAAAAUGUGGUUCAAUGAUGGGGAUAUCUAUGAGGCUCAAUAUCAUAAUAGAACUUAUCAUUUCAAUGGAGCCAACCUAAGAAUUAGAAGUGGAUUUCUUUUUAUUGGCGCCUCUGAUGGAUUGUAUGUAAAAUCAGAGAGCAGUAAAAUAACUGUUUGUUUACCUGAGUCUUUUGUUCUCUUGAAAAAGUGUCAUUUCAGUUGUUUAGAUUUUGUGAUUAGAACUCUAAUAGAUAUCUAGAAAAUAGCUAUUGUAAAUUAAUAGUGGAAAUUGUAUAUGUAAUAUCAAUAUCUUAAAUUAGAAUUCUUGGAUUUCUAUCCCACUUCAAUAUAAGAUUAUAAUGCAAAGAAUUAAACUCUAUCUUAAUUUGGUUAUUUUCCAAUUAAAGAAGUCGAUAAUGAAGUCAUUUAUAUACUAUGUCCUUAAUUUAAUGAAAUUUAAUUGGAAAAGAUAAGUUGCAUAGAAUGUUUGACUUAACCAGAAACCUUUGCUACAAAAUUGAAAUGCGAAUCUGAUUAUGUUUUUAAUAGUUAUGGUCAAUAUGAAUUAGUCUAGCGAGAAGAUAAAGAUAUUGAAUUAUAUGUUCUUGAUACGUCAACAUCUUCUCUUACCUUGUGUGUUGGAUGCAAAACGUUAUGUAACUAAAAUAUUGAUUCAAAUUGUCAUUUUCAUACCUUAUUAAAGGUAUAUAUUUAAUGUCAAUCUCAAUUCUAUUAUAAAAAUGGAGAAUGUGUUGUUUGUAAUUCAAAUUGUAAGACAUGUGAAGAUUAUUCAAUUUGCACAUCUUGUUAUAAUUAAAUGAUUUUGAAUCCUAAUAAUAAUGUAUGCCUUGAAUGUCCAAAGGAAUGUUUAGAAUGUGAAUAUAAUUCUGGAGUUCAAUGCAAAUAAUGCAUAGGAAAAUACUCAGUGUUUUAAGGAUAAUGCUACCCUUGUAGUAAAUAUUGUUUAGAAUGCUUGUAUGUUUAAAAUCCUAAAGAUGGAUCGUAUUAUAAUAGAUGCAUUAAUUGCAUAGAUAAUUAAAAAUAUUAUUUAUCAAUUAAUGCAGUUGAUUGUCUUGAAAAUUUAGAUGUUCAUUGCAAAUCUGAAAUCUAAUUUCAUAAAUCGUGGUUUAUGAGAAAUAAAGUAAAUACUAUAUUUCAUAUGUAUGAAAAAGGAGAUUAUAACUCUAAUUAACUUCUGAAUUAUUGUGCUUUGUGUGCUGAAGGAUAUGCUUCAUUACUCUCAGGAUCAUGUGUUAAAAUAGAUUCAAUUCCUGAUAAUAUACAAAAUAAGGAAUAUUGUAUACAAAUGUAUGAAAUGGAGGUUUUUCAAUCAUUGUAAUUAAAUUUGUUAUAAUACUAAUGUCUUGUUUAUACAAACGAAUUUUAACAAACCUUUUCAGCUUCAAAUGGUUGUGAUUUUAUUUUGUUAAAUUGUGCUUACUGUUUCAAUAAUAUAUGUUUGUAAUGCUAUCCUGGAUAUUAUGCUGAAUUAGCAUCUGGUUAGUGUAUUGCGUGUCCAUCAGAGAUGCAUUGUUAUAAAUGUUAAUAACGAUCAAAGUAAUGGAAGAAUGGUUGGAAAAUUUGGUAUGGUAUUAUUCAUUUCAUGAUGAAAAGAGGAACCUUCUAUGAUGAUAUUUUUGGAAAUGAAACAUAAGAUAAAUUAGAAGUUAUUUGUAAGACUUGUACAGUAGAUUUUGAAUUUUACUAAGAUAAAUGUAUCAAGAAAUGCCCAGAGAAUUGCGCACUCUGUAUAAAAAGUAAUGGAUAAAAUAAAUGUGUUAAAUGCAAAAUGUACGAAGGUCGACGUCUGUCCUUAUAUGAUGGGGAUUGCAUUGAUUGUCCAAGGUAUUGUCAGAUUUGUAAACCUAAAACUAAUUCUUAAUUAUUAAGUGCUAAUCCAUAUUUCUCAAAUUCUAAUGUCUAAUCUUCUACGCAUGCUUGUUUAAUGUUAUAAUCUUAGUUAAGCUUUUAAGACUAUUAUUAUGACACUAAAUUUUAAUAAUUCUUUAAAUUGAGUGAAACUGGAACAGAUCCUAAUUCAAUUAUAUUGAAUUUCAACCUUUAUUGUAACACAGAGCUAUUUAAUUAACAUCAUGAAUUGGCCUUAGACAAAUAGCAUUUUCUACAGUAAAAUGUUAAAAUUGAUGAACUAUUAACCAAUAAUAAAUCUUAAAGCAAUUUUGGAAGAAUCGAAAAUCUAAAUUUGUAUACAUAUCUAAAUAUAUAACAAAUUUAAGAAGUUGAGUUAUAAUUUAGUUUCAUUUAAGAUUGCUCAAUAGAUUUUCACUCCUACAUUUUCACUACUUUAAUUUAAAACAUCUAUUUUGUCACAUCAGCAAAAAUUACUCUAAUUGGUAAUGGAUACACAUUAUUCCUUAACUCAAAUCUAGAAAUACUGAAUUUCGAAUCUAUUUCAAUACAAAAUCUAAUAAUUUAGUUGUAAUCAACUGUGAAUAUUCAUUUAUAAUCUUUAAGUGCUUUGAAAGUACUAUUUAAUUCAGUAGUUAUACAAUAAUAUUAAGAAGAUUUAAAUCCAAUAACAUUUAAUAUUUUAUCCACAAAUCUCUAGGAAUUAUAGAUUUAAAACUUAUCUCUACAGAAUAUAAAUCUAUAAUCUGUCGCUAGUUUAUUUUACUUCGAAUAUACAGUUAACUAGCAAUAUAUUAACAUUAAUAUUGAUCAAUUUACUAUUCAAAAUUCAAAGAUGCAUAAUUCAAAUAUCAUUUUACUUGAUAAUUACUUUUAAAAAACUACAAAUUGUUAUAUUAAUAACAUUCUAAUGAUAAAUUCCAAUCUUUAUUCUAGCUCAUUUAUGAAAAUUAAAAAUAACUAAUAUCUAGUUAUGUAAGGAUCUAUAUCAUAAAUAUCGAUCGUUUUCUCCUUGUUAUCUAAUAUUCAGCCUUUAUUCUAGACUUUUUGUUAUAAAAGUUUAAUUAUAAGCAGAAUCUCUUUAACAAAUUCAACAUUCUAAAAUUUCAUUCUAUUUUAAACAACAAAUGAAUAAAUUAAUAAGGACUAUUAAAUUAAGUUUUGUAGUUUAAAGAAUAGCUCAAUUAUUAAUUUUGUUUAAGAUUACUAGUUUCAAUCUAUCAUUUUUGAGAAUAUUGAAGUUAAUUAGAUUUAACACGACGAUAAAACAAUUCUUAUAAAUUUAGUAUCAAAUGAUUUGACUAGUACUGUUAAGAUGUCAAAUAUUAUUUUAGAUACAAUCACUCUUUAUGAUAAUAUUUAAUUGGUUUCCAAUUUAUAGUCAAUUUCCUCUAUUAUUCUAAUAUAAUCCAACAUAAUUGAAAUAUCUGAUAUUAAAAUCAUCAGAUCAAUUGGUAUUACAGAAUUUUUACUAUCUUCAGCCAUUAACUUAGUACUUUCAAAUUUUACUAUUUCAUUAAACUCAAAGUACUUCUUUAAAAGCAUUAUUGCAGAUGAAUAAUGUUCAUAACUUAAUCCAUAUUCGAAAUAUACAUCUACUUUGAUCAUUUAAAAGGCAUAAAAUAUUAAAAUAUAAAACUUUUAUGUAUCUAAUCUUAUUCUUUUGGAUUUCCCUAUGAUCUACAUAAUCUCUAUUGCAACCUAAAUUAUUAGAAGAUCUGAAUCUAUUGUUAUAGAUUCCAUGAAUUUAGAUAAUUGCAUCAUCUAAAAGAGUUAGACUAUUAAUUAGAUAUCUGGAAUUCUUAUAUAAUCAGAAUAAUAAUAAGAUAUCUAAAUUCUAAAUUCUAAAUUUAAUAAUAACAUUUACUAUUCAUACUAUAAAGAAUCUGAGUCUGACUCAGCUUUAAUAUUCUAUAUAAUUGCAUAAAAUUCGAAAAUAUAGUUGAUCAAUUGCUAGUUUAACCAAAAUUAUGUCUCUUAAAGUGAAAAUAGUUUAUUAUAUAUAAAUGCUGAAUAAGUUAAUCUAAUUGAUUCAUCUUUUGCUUCAAAUAAUUAGAUUGGUGAUAGCUUUUUGAAGCACAUAAAUUGGAAAUAUCAACCUUAUACUUUAACAUUAGAAUAAAUCAAAAAUUAAUUUUAAGUGCUAUCACACAAGUGGAAAUGGUUAACUAAUAUCUUCCUCAGUAGUUUUUCAACAUCUGCAGGAUGUUUUAAAAUUACAUUAGAAAAUGAAGGAUAUUUACUCGUCAGAAAUUCUGUAUUUAAAAAUAUCUACACUAAAAUAUCUGAAGAAUAAUCAUUUGGUGGUUGCCUGUAUGUUAUUGAUGGAAGCAUUAAUAUCUAAAUUGAUAUAUUAGAUUCUAUUUAUGAUACAAUUAUUGGAACUGCUGAAGGUGGUGUUAUAUAUCUGAAACCAAUUGCCUAAUAAAUUAACUUCAAUUUCACUAAUGUGACAUUUUAGGAUGUCUUUUCAAACGAUGGUAAUAUUGCCAAACUUAACUUCCUAAACUACAAUUAAUAACUCUAUAUGUAGAAUUGCAGAAUUUUAUAAACAAUAGAGGGUUAUUCCAAAUUUAGGUCUUUGUUUAGUUUAUUUUAAAAUUAUGAAACUACUUUGAUUUCAAUGUAAUAAGGAUAUCUUGUUUUAAGACAUUUAUUCGUUCAGUUAUAUUUAAAUAUAUUCUUAUAGUUGAAUUAUCAAAGCAAAGUUAGUUUGACAUCAAUCGAAAUAGACUAUUCAUUUUAUUACUAGAAUUCCAUAAUGUAAAUUAGCUUUUCUGAAGAUUAAAAAUGCAAAAUCGACAUUACUGAUCUCAAAAUCAAAAACGUUAAAUGGUACAAAGAUGAUCCAAAACUGUAAGCUAUCUAAAUAAAGUAAGUUAUUGAUGAUUAAUUAAAACUGUCAUAAGACUGUCAAAUUGAAUAAAUAUUAAUAUUGAAAAAUUCUAUUUAUGAAUUAAUAAAUUUAUAGGAUCAUUUAGCUGUACCUUAAAAAUAGAUUGAAAGUUUACUUUAAAUAACAAAUGUAAAACAUAAGGAUUCAAUAUCAAUUAAAUCAAGCUAAUUUUCAAAUAAUUAGUGCAUAUUAUGUUAAUCAGGACUUCUUUUUAUUAAAUUAAUUGAGUUGCAAUCAGAAAAUAUUAUUUUAUCAAAUAUAUGGUUAAUGGAUAAUUAAUGUGGUCAAAAUGGAUGCUUAUGCUUCGUGUAAGAGUUCCAAAGUUAAGAAUAAAAGAUAAUGUCUAAGUUAUCACUAGACAAUAUGUUUUGCUAUAGAAAUUAGGCAGAGAAAGGAGGAUGCAUAGUUAGCAAAUAAGUUGGUCUUAAAAUAACAAAUAGUAUUUUAAGUGAAAAUCUAGCAAUUCGAUAAGGAGGAAGUAUUUAUUAUGAUGGAGAAAUUACAAAUCUUUUGUUUCAGAAUAAUCUUAUAAUGUCAAAUACAGCGUAAGAAGGAGGUGCAAUAUAUCUAGGGAAUCAAAGUUUACCUGAAUUAAAUAGAACAUUUAACUAUUUCAAUAAUAACACUGCAUAUAUAUAUGGUAAGAUUAGUUCAUCUCACUCAACUUAACUUACAGUAAUGUACAAAAAUUUGUAAUUUUCAACUUUAAAUUCUUUGAGAAAUGGGCAGAUUAAUGCUUACUUAACUAAUUAAUCCAAUUCCUCAGAAUUAUAGUUCUUAAAAUUACCGAGUGGUUAAUAAAUUAAAAAUUAUUAAUAUUUUGAUAUACAUAAAUAAGAAUACUAGCAUUUACAUUUAAAAUUGAGAGUUUUAGCUUUAAAUGCAUAUAAUGAAUAACAAUUUCAUCUUAGUAAUAGUGAAUGUUUAAUUGAAAGUGGGUACCAGUAUGGCUCCUAAGAAAUCGUUUUUACAAAUAAUUAUACAAAUUAUAAUAGAAAAGAUUUUGAUUAAGAGACAUAAGAUUAUAAUUUAGAUGAUUUAAUUAUUUAUUAUGGGACUGAAAAUGAUUAAUCUAAUCUAAUCUUAUAAGUAAGUUGUAAUAGUGUUUAAAUCCCAAUUUAUGAAGACAUUUUUCCUUAUUAGAUUAUGGAUUACAACUCUAAAUAUUAGUUAAUUUUAUACAUUCAUACUUACCCAUGUCAAUAUGGAGAAUAUAAGAAUCUAACAGAUAAUGCUUGUCAUUUAUGCGACAUUAACAAGAAAUAAUAUUCAGUAACUAUCAAUGCAACAACUUGUUAAUUUAUGGAUGAAGAUACAAUAGCAUCAAUAACACCUGCUUAACUUUAAUUAAAAUCUGGAUAUUGGAGACCAUAUAUAAAUAGUGAAAUUAUUGAAUAUUGCUAAAAUAGGAUUGAGAACUGUUUAGGUGGAUGGAGAUAAGGAGAUGAGACUUGUGAAAUUGGCUAAUUAGGUGCUUGUUGUGAAGCUUGUGAUUAAUACAAUAUAAGAGGAUAUGGUUAAUAUAGUCUUAAGAAAUUAUAUUAAUGUUAAAAGUGUGAAGAUUUGGAUAAACAAAUUAUUUAUAUCAUAUUGAUAACCUUAUGGAAUUUACUUUCAAUCUAUUUAUCAACAAGUGGAGUUGAAAAACUCAUAUAAGAAUUAUAGAAAAACAAAGUAGGAACAAGAUAAUUAAUAAUUAACAAUAAUAAACAAACAGGUCCACUUAUGAAAAUGCUUACAAAUUAUUUAUAAAUAUUGGCUAUCAUAAUAAAUUUUAAUGUUGAAAUUCCAUAAGCAUUUAAAGAUUAUUAUAAUAUUACUGGAAAUUCUCAAACUAUUUUAUUAGUUACAACAGAUUGCUUUUUGGCUUAGAAUUUUUAAGAAGGACUCAUAUAUGUGAAAAUAAUAUAUAGUAUAAUUUGUCCACUGUUUUAUGGAUGGAUCUACUUAUCUAUAUACUUCUUUUUGAGAGUUCUAAAUAAGAUCGUUUAUAAUGAAGUAGUACCAAAAAGUUGUGUCUUAUAUUUGUUUUGUUAUUACUAAAUAUAGAACAUUAUCAGGCAUAAAAUGGAUACAGGGUGA
Paramecium tetraurelia is the source of this 7944-nucleotide messenger RNA. RefSeq lists its product as uncharacterized. The record is from RefSeq and is a predicted model, not a curated record. The transcript is spliced from 9 exons. NCBI's taxonomy places the organism in Eukaryota, Ciliophora, Oligohymenophorea, Peniculida, Parameciidae.